This is a messenger RNA of Contarinia nasturtii (swede midge), 2737 nucleotides long. Its product is annotated as bromodomain-containing protein DDB_G0270170. Gene Ontology annotation, biological process: positive regulation of DNA-templated transcription. Gene Ontology annotation, cellular component: nuclear body. Lineage: Eukaryota; Metazoa; Arthropoda; Insecta; Diptera; Cecidomyiidae. The coding region runs from base 1120 to 2391 and encodes 423 amino acids. The record is from RefSeq and is a predicted model, not a curated record. The transcript has 4 exons.
UUUGUAGCACGACAAUGGCAGAGUAGCCACAGCAUCAUCAUCAUCGUCAUUAACAUUAGCAUUUUGUGCCCAAAAAAUGGUGUGUAUGUGCGCGCCAGUGUGAUAGAAAAUUGAGUGUAUAAAAGGUGUAGAGUGAGAACGUGUUAUAUUGCAACGCAAAUCAAGGAUGAGAUGCCAAAAUUAAUACACGAAAACGGAAUAACAAGAAACGCAACAACAACAACAAAGAAACAACAAAAUCAAAAUUCCCUUUUGUAUGGCAUUUCGAAUGUGUAAUAAAUCAGUGGUAACGUAGUCGCGCGCAUGCAAUUUACCAAUUUUUCUCAAUGUUGUUUGUUUGAUUAUAAACAAUUGAAAACGUAUCACAUUUACAAAAAGAAGAAAACCAAAGUCAAUCGAGAGAAAAAAAAAAACCAACAAAUCAAUUAUAAUCAGCAAUUACAAGAAAAGAGAAAAAAUAUUCUAAAAUACAAAGCCAAAGAGAUAAAGAAUUUGCAAAACUAUUGUACAAUAAUAUUGAGUUUAAAAAAAGAACUAGAGUGUGCCAAAAUACUGUACAUCUGACAUUUGUGAAGCAUCACUCAUUUUUUGUUAUAUAUAUUGUUUAAUUUAAUAUAUACAUAUAUAUUGUGGUGGUAAAUUAAAUCACACAGUGCAUCGGUAGCAGCAUCAAAUCCAUUGUUUCAACCAUCUCGUGUUUCGUUUGUGUGUCGUAUUUCGUAUCGCGUUCAUUUAACUAUCGCGCGUCAUCAGGGUAAAAACAUAAAAGAAUACAACCGUUUUUUUUUGUUCGAAUUUCUCAAUAUCUCUUUAAUAACCCGAUAAAUGCGAUUUAAAAAAUGAAAAAAUUGUAAUUAAAAAUAGAAAGAGCGCCUUUUGUUGCCAUUGUUCAAAAAUUGCUUGCAGUUUGCAUUGAUAGAUCUGGAUGUUUGGCGUGUGUAUUGAAAACGAAAGUGAAUUUGCGCCAUUGUCAAUGAGAAAAGUCGCACACAUUGAGUGUGAAGUGUAAGUGUGUUGUAAUUAAGAAUUAGGCCGAACAAACGAAAUUCAAGAUAUUCCAGAAAGAAAGAGAAACCAGAUUGACCAAAAACAACAAAAUAAAUAAACAAUAAAAAAAAGAUGGCAUUUAACAUUAACGAUACUGCAAAUAAUCUUGUGAAUCAUCUUAACAAUAGCAUAAAUAGUAUGGAUCUCGGUAAUAUUGCUGCCACUCCGUCACCACCAGUGACAAAUGGCAAAAAGAAGCGUUCGUAUGAUUUUCAAAAUCGUAAAAUUCGACGACGCAUUUGGCAAGAGGAAGAAGUGCAUAAAUUAAUAUGCGUUUGGGCAACUCGAUUGGAUGAUUUGCGUCAAUCGAAGAAAAAUCGUCACAUUUAUGAAGAAAUCAGCGAUGAAUUAAAUAGCAUGGGUUUGGACACAAUACGCGAAGAGGUCCACAUAAAAAUUCAAAAUUUAUCACAAUUGUAUCGAAACGAGAAGCGACGCAUCGAAUCAACGGGCGAAGCACCGACUUGGCAAUACUACCAUGAAGUUGAUGAAUUACUCGGAUCGCACAACGACAGUUCGCUUGAUUUAUCCAACUUAGAUGAAAGCCAUGUCGCCAACAAUACAUCGUCAAUCAAAGACGAAGUUGUAUCGAUUGGUGAUUCUGGUAGCGAUAAUGAUACAGAUGAAAAUCGACAUUCAUCGAAUGAAAAUCACAACAACAAAAAUGGAUACGACCAUCAUGUAAUGAAAAAGCUUAAAACGGAGUAUGCAAGUGAUACAAUGUCGCAUUAUACAGUUGCAGCAACGGUGGCCAAUCGACGAUCACCGGCCGUUUCAUCAACGCCAUACAAUAAUAUGUCAUCAUCAUCGUCAUCAUCGUCAAAUAAAAUGAUUUCAAUUACAAAACCGCAAGCAACCUCAAGCAAUUCAUGUGAACGUAAAUCAUUGCCAGUCAAUUCAUCGUUGGAUGCCUUAUUGCAAGCAAUUGAGAGCGCAUCCGCUAUAAAUGAUGCAAAUCUCACACCAAACAAUGUUCAAUUAGAAAUUUUGAGGGAAGUACGAAAAGCAAAUGCAAUGGCUGAAUUGGAACGACGUGAAGCAAAAGUCUUACAUCAGGAAAUGAAAGAUUUGGAGGAGCAACGUUUUAAAUUAACACAAAUGUUUAUUGAACGUAGUCUUGCGCUUCAAAAACAAAUGCUCGACAGUUUACGUUUGCUUAAUAAUCGUUCGGGUAAAGCAUCGUGUAACGGCGGCAGUGGCAACACCACUGUCUCUUCAAAUGAUAAUUCAUUUAAAUUUUCAUCACGUCAACAAUCCAAUCGGCCACAAUUCAUUCUAACCAAAAAGAAGAAAAGCAAUUCGCACGCUCAAUCGUCGAAACAUGAAACAGUUUCAGCAUCAUGAACGUAAACCAAUAUUAGGGACGGUCGCUUUAUUUUUUCGAUAUGAAAAAUGAACAUAGUAGAGUUUUUAAUAUAUUUAAAAUGCCAAAAUUCACAUUCUGAUUGAUUUGAUUUUUUUCUUCUUCCGAAAGCAUUUCAUUUAGUAUAUCUAGUAAGGAAAUUAGGUUUUUUUUCGUGUAUUUUGUUAUACAAUAUAUUUUUUUCAUAAUUGUCUCGAUUUUACAUUCCAUUCCCAUUUUUUUUUUCUAUCAAUCUCCUUAGAUUUUAUCGAGUUUUAAUAAAAGACAAACAGAUUGUAACUUAAUCAACACCUAAGAAUGAAAUAAAUCAGUUUUUGAUUAAAUAAA